CUCACACGCCUCAAAGGCCCACACACCGGCGACUGCCACUGCCCAUUCUGUCCCUUCACGGCCGUCUGUUGACCUGCGCAGACGCUGCCCCAAUGCUGUCCCAACCCCAUUCCGCUCUCUACUGGCACCCGCAUGUCACUCACUACAACAUGGAGGCGUUCGUCUUCGUCUCGUCUGGCUGGCUCAAGACAUUCUUCGUGCUCUCUGCUCUCUUUUGGGUCGCUUACCGCGGCUACCAGGUGCUCUCCAAGCCCGUCGAGGAGCUCGUCGCUCUGCUCGGGCUGGAGGUGCCCGUUGCGCCCAUCGUCUCUCUUGCUGGCAUCAGGGCGGACGGCGUCCUACUGCACUGGAAACCGCCUGACGCGCGCGCCUCUGUCUUAAAAUACGUGAUUCGGAUCAACGGCAUUGACAUUGGCGAUGUCUCACCCCAAGAAACCUCCGUUACCAUUGAAAACUUACAGCCAGAUCACCACUAUCUCAUUCGUAUCGUCACCCUCAACUCGGCCAAUUUCCAGGCUCCGAGCAUCCCUAUCCGACUAAGAACCCUGCCGGCCUCCUCAGAGCAGUUCUACAAUACCGUGCCGCACAAGGAGGCCGACGAUGGCGGCGAUGAUGACGAAUAUACUCCGACCCCAAUCAUCCGGCCAAAUAAGAAUCUGGUGGACAUUAUUAUUCCUCCUGUCGCUGCGCCGCCCAUGGCUCGCGAACAUAGCAAUAGCACGUCGCGAGUGAGACGGGUGGAAAUUGGUCGACGCAACUCCCCAGCAUCGCAGACAGCUGACCAGGCUCGCUCUGCCAAGGAGGAGGCCGACUCCAUGGAAUCUAUAAAGCAGCUGACGGAAAGGCUGGACAGUCUCCGGCGCGAGAUUGACGACAUGGAGAAGCAAAUCAAAGAGGAGGAAGACGAGUUCCGGGCCAGUAAAGUCUCGCUGCUGGAAAAGCGGGACGAGAAGAAAGCUGCGCUUAAAGAGAAGGAAGACGCUAGUCGGGAUCUACGAAAAGAGGUCGCAAGCUUAGAGAGGCACAACACUGCUGCGCAAACCAGGAGAACGCAGCAGGAGAGAGUGCUUCGCCAAAAGGAGGCGGAGAGGAAGAAGCUGAAGGACGACAUGGCACGGUGGGGAAGAGAGGCUGGCGACCUGCGGGCUGCGGUGGAGCGUAUAGGGAAAGAGCGAACCAACUUGGAAGCCACGUCCGAGCAGAAGAUACAGGCGCUCAAAGACAAGCAUGCCGACGAAAUUCAGACCAACAAGAGCCUCGAAGAAGUCAUCCGUGAAAAAGGCACUCAAAUCAAAGCCCUAGAAGAGGAGAGGAAGAAGCUAGAAGAAGGCGAGGAAGGGGGAGACACGCAAGAUGGGCCUGACAAUGCUGAAAAAGAAGAAGACAGGCAGUGGGUGCUCACGCUCAACGCCCUCCAACAGCGUUAUGCCCAAGCCUGGUCUUUGUUCACAGAAGCCGAACGUGCUAGUCAAGAGGCUUCGAAUAGGCUGACCUUCCUCCAACAGCGCCGCCUUAGCCAGCCUCAGAUGUUCAAUAACCCACCUCCUCCCGAACUCGUUCCUGGUAGGAGAAACAGCCACCGAUCAAGGCCUGUCAGUAUGCGCGAACCACUGACGUCUGCAGCACCUGGCGGUUUCGUACAUUCAACGGCCCCCCCAUUCAACGCAAGUAUCUCGAGUGUUUCGCCAACGUUCCCCAAUGCCACGCCAUACUUCAACAUCAACAAUGGAAUGGCUCUCCCGCCGCCCCGUAACAACCUCAACAUAUCAUCAUUUCCCCAGGCUGAGAUGGAGAUCCUCACUGGAGGCGCACCGAUGAGUCCGACUGCAGGUGCACUACUACCUUCUGGGCUGUUUGAAAAUGAUACAGGUACCACCGAUACCGAGGACGAGGACGAUCCGGGACCACCACAGGCACCCUCGAACCCUUCGCCCAACCUUCGCAAUGUUCUCCCUGGUCUCGGUGCUCCUGGAACACUAGAUCAGGUUCAAAGUCCCAGUUCGCCAGUCUCAAUACAGAGCCGCUCUCCGAGUGUAUUUGCCAGCCCCCGAGACAGUGCUGGACAGUUGGCGUACUAUCCAACUAAUGAAAAUCAGACCCUUGUUGAUAGUGACAAACGCUCGGUACGCUCAACAUCUAGCUCCUUCAUCACCAAUGCACAGACCACGCGAUUUGGAAAUAUAUUUGGUCUAAACCGCCAGCGAGGCAAGACUUUCUCCGAUCAAGGCCCCCCAUUAGGAUCCUUAAAGGCAGCCCAGAGUCAGUCGCUACCUAGGCAAGAAGCCUCCGGACUUGAUCCAAUCGGAUCGUCACGACGGCGCGGUAGUCAUUCUGGAGGUGCGUGGUACGAUGCAUUCGUCCGCACCUCGAAGACUCAGCCAGUCGAGUCAUCUCAUAGCCCCAAACAUGUAGCUACACGGAAGCGGCCGUUUAACAUGUUUGGUUCUAAGGGUGACCCUUGGCUGACUGCUGCUCUAGGAAUGGACAGGCCUUCAUCUCCUCGUCAAGACUCCUCCAAGUCUUCGGACCUCAAUCUCCUUCCCAGGCCGUCUACAGAAAGUCAGACCUUAUUCGGUUGGCCGGUUGAUAAGUUUGGCGCCCGAGGGAGCCCGCUUGGAGCAGAUUGGAGUACGGGAAACCCUACAUCCUGGUCAAGAAUGCCAUCACGGCGACCUUCGAUGCAGCACGGUUCGACUGUCAGUCUUGUGCAUGAGGACCUAUUGCUCGGUGACACUCCGGAUUUUCCAUCCACCACCAGAUCACCAACUCAGGCGCCUAUUGGAACGCGUCCGCAAUCGUCAGCGUCAUAUAUUCCUCCAGGAGGUCCGAUUCCUCCAACGCCGCCCAAGCAGCUCAAUCCUGCUGCGCCAAACUUCACCAGCAUCUUCUUGAAAAAGAAGAGUGAUGAAGAUAAAGCUAAGAAGGCGGCUGAGAAAGAGGCAAAGAAAGCUGAGAAGGAAGAAAGAGAGAGAAAAAUCAAAGCUGAAAAGGCCGAGAAAGCUGCUCGUAAGGAGAAGGAGAAGGAGAGGUUGAUUGCUUCAGAGACGGCAGCCAACGACUCUGGGAAAGACACAUCCUCACCAUUAGCCCCGCGCCAAUCGCGAGAUAAUCGAUCCAUGUCGACCGACUAUGAUGACUCGAACGCUUCACCACGCGAGUCUUUGGAGAGGUCUAUUUCUCAGACGCCUUCAGAAUCACAAGCUCAUGCUAAUGCUUUUGGGAAAGAAUCGUUCAUACAGAAACUGUCGCGGAAGAGCAGCUCGAGCCAGUUCUUGCAGUUCGGGAAGGGCAAGACGUCACUGUUCUCCAAGAAGACGAACGAGGCGGUAACUCCAGAUGAAGCGGAGGAGGAGGGAGGUUUGCUAGUCAGGAGUGUAGACAGCCCUGGGAACAGCCCAUUGAUUGGCACACCUAAAGAUAAAACAAGUGCCCUGAGCUGGAGUUCGAUUAAACGGAUUGGCAAGAGAGGUGAUAAGACGCCUAGCCUGCAUGAGAGUAUUACGAGUGAGGCUACUGGUGACGAAGACGAGGACGAGGGCAUCUCUGAUGGUGUCAUGAGCACGGCAUGAUUGGAAAGCGUUUCCAGUAAAAGCGACAGGUGCUCUCUCACCUGACACUGCUAGGUUGGAUAUCUCAUGGCCUUUGGAUAGCAU
Molecule: messenger RNA, 3653 nt
Organism: Lindgomyces ingoldianus
Lineage: Eukaryota; Fungi; Ascomycota; Dothideomycetes; Pleosporales; Lindgomycetaceae
Exons: 3
Coding region: 93-3569 (1158 amino acids)
Molecular function (GO): protein binding
Source: RefSeq, a predicted model, not a curated record